Molecule: messenger RNA, 2393 nt
Organism: Pelagomonas calceolata
Lineage: Eukaryota; Pelagophyceae; Pelagomonadales; Pelagomonadaceae
Source: the annotation of a GenBank genome assembly
AUGGCUGCCCUCACGAGCCCCGGAGUCGGUAUAUCGGUCAACGUGUCCAGGAGAGACAGCCAGGAGUACUUGAGGUUGCACCAGCUCGAACCUUAUCUCGAGGACGCCGCCGUCUACGCCCUCUACGCGGAAGACGACUUAACACAUGAGGAGCGUUUGCGCGACUACUUCCGACAAGUGUUAUCAUUAGAACACAUCUAUGGAAGAGAAUAUACAUAUGUAAGCAGUACGGCCUGGAAUAGACGAGCCUUCGUGGUUGCUUUUCGGAAAUGUGUCCACCCGCUGCGGGACAUGGACCUCACGGUUCCCGACUUCCACCAAUUAUUGAUAGUCAUAUGCCCGGACUUUCCACGUAGUACAUUAGAUAGCAUCAUCCACGUCCUCCCAAGGGCGUUACAAAGUGACGGCAAGUUCCACUGCGGCACACUGAGUACUGCCUUCGAGGUCCACUGGUACCAUUCGAAGUUUCUGUCGGCAUUGGAUCCCUUCUUCCGGAGACUAGUAAGGAUUGAUGACGGCGUGGCCGUGCCGACGGGUAAAGAAGAAGGUGAGAGUGCCGCUUUGCCUCUGGCCGAUCUAGAGAAGGCUGUUGUUUAUCUCAAUGCCACGAAGGGUAAACGGUCGCACCCCGCGGCCAUUUCGUGGGAAGUGGUGGAGCAGUGUUUGAAUGAUGCCGGGUUCCGGGACGCCGUGUCGUUUCGCCGGCUCUGUCAAUGUUUGCUACAGUCCGAGGUGCUCGCGCGGCGCCUGCACACGCCGCCUCUACCUAUGCGGAGCAUGGACCGUAUCCAUGCUAUUUUAACACCGCCGCCCAAACCCUCGGUACCGGAAACGACGGAGGAGGAACCCGUCGUCGAGGAGAAGCCGCCUCUACGAAAGCGGUCGCUGCGCAAGAAGGUCAACUCGACGAUGCGGCUGGCGCUCGCCGCGCGGAAGCGCGAGAACGCCGAGCGCGCGGCGGCGGCCCAAGCGGGCGGGGGGGGCGGCGCCGACGAGGAGUAGUGUGUAACGUUGUUGUGUUUUCGUCUGAGCGGUCGCGGCGGCGCCCGCGUCGGGGCUCCCCGAGUCGAGCGCCUCCGGGGCCCACGGCCGCGUUGCCUUCGUUUGAGCGCGGCGACGGCGUCGGGGCCCCGCGGCCGCGUUGGCCUGGGUAUACUCAGUUUCGCGGCGGCCGCGACCGCCGCGCCGCCCGCACGUUGUUGGAACUCCGUCUACUCGUGCUACUCGCCUUGGAGUCCGUGCGGAGAGGUGCGCGAGAGUGACUACGCAUGCGCGGAACGCUAGUGUGUUACUUUCGCUGGCUCCGCAUAACCAGCCAAGUAUUUGGCCGCUCGCGGCGACGUUCCACAUCGUGACGUUUCUUUGUUUACUGACGUUGUACCGGAACUGCUCGCUCAAGCCUUUAUAUGUCAUUCUCCUGGCGUUGUUUAACGACCUGACGCUCACGCCCGUCUCGAAGGACUACGCGGACGCGUCGAAGGACCCCGUGGACCCGCGCCUGAAGCCGAUCAUCAUCCUGGCCGUGGUGUACGCCAUCGUCUAUGUGGCGGGUUCCUUGAUCUAUUAUGAAUUGGCGACGAACUCGGGCCUCGAACUUUUAUCGAGACACCGCAAACUAAAGUUCGUGACGCGCGAGGGCAUCCACCUGUGUCCGUACUGAAUCGUCGCGUCGACCUCCACGCCAUCGACGCGACGCCUGCUCGAUAGCGCGCCCGGCCGACUCACUGUUUGAUUUCCACACAGGCAUCCACCAGUGCACGCGCUACGUCCAGGCGGCGUUGUUUCUGGAGAUCGGUUUGUGCGCCGAGUUUCUGAUUUUUUCAGCUAGAGCGCCGGGCGUCUUCUUCAUGUCGAGACCGAGCCCGUACCUCAUGCUGGGGACGGCCAUCGGGGCCAUCGUCCUCUCGCUGUUAGUACGCUUCGCCAACGGUUUUGGUGAUCUCACGGGCACGGACGUUAUUUAUUGUUGGAUCUACUCGAUCAUCAUCUUCCUCCUCGCGGACUGCGCGAAGCUGAUAUUUAUUGCCUCGUUCCACAUCACGAGCGGCGUCUUGGAGGAGCUCCCCGACGACCACGAGGCUCAUGAUGCAGAGGAGCACAUCGACGACGACCACAAGGAGCUCCUCCAGGGCAAGCGCGGCUCGGUCCACAAGCGGCCGAAGGUCGCGGCGACGAACCCCGGCGGCCUCAAGGGCCUGCUCACGCACGGCAACACGCGCGACGCGGGCAUGGCCAUCUACCCGUCGCUCGAGGACGCGUCCUUCACGCACUUAACUGGCCCGCAGAAGGUCGCGAAGCGCGCGCAGCGCCGGUCGUCGCGCGGCAGCGUCGUGUCCUACUAGGUGCGCGGCGGCGCGCCUUUCUCCCCUUAUAUCCCCGAUCCCUUCCCCUGA